CUUCAUUGUUAAACAUGUAGCUAGAGUUAAAUUGCAUUUACACAUCCAUGACAUUUACUCAAGUCUGGUUUCACUAUAGUGGUGAACACACAUGACACAUGCAGUCACAGGAACCUCGCUUCAGCAGUGUUUCCGGAUUUCUUUAAGGGUGGCUGAGAUCACAGACAGGGGGCUGGAGCCACCCUAAAGAAGGUCUAGGACCACCCCUGGAGAGAAGCUAAUUCUCACGGGCGCAUCUCUUCCACUAAACGGCGAUACUCACCGAGACUUUCUCCGAGGCAGCAGGGGUUCAGCGAGAAAUCGGCAGCUGGCAGCAGGAAGUAGCUGUCGCUAAUAACCCGAAGUCGGGGGUAGAUGACGCCUUUUAGCAAGUGAUCGAUGGUUUCAUGAGGCUGAAAAAGUGACCACAUCAUGGCUUCAUCAAAUGAGUCUGCAAAAGAAUAUGUCAGAAAUGCUCGUGAAAAACUGGUUGGACGUCUACAAAACCUGCCUGUUAUUGUUGAAAAACUUCACCAACAGAAUGUUUUCAAUGGCAAUGAAGUUAGUGUAAUUGAGGCAGAACCAGAAAAGUACAACAAAACCAGGAGGAUAUUGGACUGGGUCUUAAACAAGGGCGAGAAGGCCUGCUAUAAGUUUCUCAGAAUACUGGAUCGUGAGAGGAAAUUGGUCUUGCCAAAACCAGAUUCUACUAGUCAAACUCCUGAUUUACAUACAUGGAUCUCCUUGUUCUCCUUUGGAGAUGAGGAUGAAGAUGACUACAUAGAAGGACCUGUCUCAUGUCAUCAGCUGCAAAAUGAUUUGAAGACAAAAACAAAAAAAAAUAUUUUACGAAGGUGGAGUCAGAGUCUGCGGUUCUAUGGAGAAAGACUACAAAAAAACUUCACUUUUAUUCCUCUAGUGUUGGACACGGAGACAGAAAAUAAUAAACCCUGUAACAAAAUCACACUGAAGAGCAAGAAAUCUAAAAAGCCCCGUUUAAAAAAGAUGAAGUCCUACAUACCAAAGGACACACAGACAAAAUCCCCUGAAGAUUUAGUGAAUAGCAGUGAGAAAAGUAUCCUAAUAGUAGGAAAACCUGGAAUUGGGAAGACGACAGUUGUUCAACAGAUGUUACAUCACUGGGCAGAGAGAAGUGACAGAAACCUUGACUUCAUGUUUUACUUUGAUGAAAACACACUGACAAACAUCUCAACUACAGAGAGCUUAGAAAAUCUUCUACUGAGCAAAUAUUUAAUGUCAAAUCAGCUUAAAGAAAAUGCUGAAGAAAUCCUGCAGUAUCUACAAGAACAUUCUGACAGUGUGACUAUUGUUUUUGAUGGAAUCAGAGAUAUUCAGGAGAACACGGUUUUGCUGGAGAUCAUGGACCAUGAACUUCUGCCUGAAGCAAAGAUAGUGGUAACAUGCAGGCCUGAAGUAGAGGAUGAGUUCUCUGACUGGACAACAUGUAAAGUUUAUGUUAAAGGUUUCAGUGAAGAGUCAAUUUAUGAUUUUUUUAAGAUGAUGACAGUUAAUGAACCAGAGUUGGUAGACAUUGUGAUAAACAAUCCUGCUCUCUUCAGUCUCUGCCACGUCCCUAUGUAUGCUUUUAUGGUGGCAGCCUGUAUUUCAUACUACACUUCUGAAGAACCACAGAAACACUUCACAGCUACUGAGCUGUAUGUACGAAUAUUUCGUCACUGUCUACAGAGACACGGAAAUAAGAAAUUGCUGUAUUUAGAUGGACACAUUAAAGACUGCAGAGACAUGGUCCUGUCUUUAGCAGAGAGCGCUUUCAAUGCCACCAAGUUAAAAACUAUCAACCUGAAGUUUGAUUAUGAUGAGAGAGGCAUUUCUGGUGCUUUUCUGAAGAUUGUCUCUGUUGUGUCACCAGCAUGUGCCAAGACAUUUUGUGCAUUUUUUCACAACACAAUGCAGGAAUUUUUUUCUGCUCUUUGGCUUCUAGAAAAAUCAGAAAUACUUGAUGAGGUUCUCCAUCUGUGUCAGAAUGAAGACAGUGAACACAUGAAACAUAUAAUUCCUUUUCUCUGUGGACUUCGAUCACCAACCAUCGUUGAUCAUCUGACGUGUCUCUUUCCAUUGAACAAGAUCAAGGACAAUAUUGAUGGGUUCUUUGAGAAGGUCUUAAACACUUUCAUUGGUGAUGAUGAAAACACUGACAUUGCCUUCAUAUGUCAGUGUCUGUAUGAAUUACAGGCACCUGCAACCUGCUGCUCAUUUCUAGAGAGAAUAAAACAUCAUCUAGUUUUGAGUGAUGAACAUCUUGACCCUUACACCUGCUGUGCUGUGUCCUAUGUAAUCAGACAAUCCACAAACACACAGGUUCAUCUUGAUUUGGAGAACAGUGCUGUGUCCCUCUCAGGGCUGAAGAUAAUUCUCAAACAUUCACAUUAUCUAAGGGAUUUCUCAACAACACUAAGUCAGAUCUGGACAGUUGCCUUGAAGUGUGAGGAACUUAAUUAUCUGAUAAAUCUGCUACAGUUAUGUGGGAAUGAGAUUCACAUCCCAAUGAGCAGUCACACAGAUGUGCUUGAGCAAGCUGGAAAAUUUAUAACACGAUAUGCAGAACAACCAAAUCUCCAUCUGUACUGUGAUAAAGACCCACAACAGCUCACAGAUCUUCUCUUAAGCACAGUGCUCUCAUGGCUGCCACACAUCAGCUCUCUCAAGUCUGACUUUACAGAUGAAGAGAAAAAGAAGAGAUGGAGAAACUUUCUACUGGAUUUGUGUCUGCAAACAGCUCUACACCAACCACAAAACAUCCAGGAGACAGUGGAGAAAGUGAUGACAGGUUAUUAUGAAGGAUGGAGUGAGUUCCUGCUGGAUCUGUUCUCACAUGUGAAGCAGUAUGAGAGUAAAACACACAGGACUGUCCUUCCAGCAUUGCUGCCAGUUUACCGGUCACUUCCUGUUUGGUCCAUAAAGCUCUCAGAGAGAAAAGUCUCCGUCCUCCUAGAAGUGCUGAAACUCCAAACACAGAAGAUACCAGUGGAGCUGAGAGAAUGUUCAGAUGAAGAGAGUGAAGUGAGGAGUUUCCUUCAGUGUCUGCCCUACAUCUCACACCUCAGCUUUAAUGGGUCUCAAUCUACAGACGGAGAGAAAAAGAACAAAUGGAGAGAAUUUCUACUGGAUUUGUGUCUGCAAACAGCUCUACACCAACCACAAAACAUCCAGGAGACAGUGGAGAAAGUGAUGACAGGUUAUUAUGAAGGAUGGAGUGAGUUCCUGCUGGAUCUGUUCUCACAUGUGAAGCAGUAUGAGAGUAAAACACACAGGACUGUCCUUCCAGCAUUGCUGCCAGUUUACCGGUCACUUCCUGUUUGGUCCAUAAAGCUCUCAGAGAGAAAAGUCUCCGUCCUCCUAGAAGUGCUGAAACUCCAAACACAGAAGAUACCAGUGGAGCUGAGAGACUGUUCAGGUGAAGAGAGUGAAGUGAGGAGUUUCCUUCAGUGUCUGCCCUACAUCUCACACCUCAGGUUUAAACAGUCUCAAUCUACAGACGGAGAGAAAAAGAACAAAUGGAGAGAAUUUCUACUGGAUUUGUGUCUGCAAACAGCUCUACACCAACCACAAAACAUCCAGGAGACAGUGAAGAAAGUGAUGACAGAUUAUGAUUAUGAAGAAGAGAGUGAAUUCCUGCUGGAUCUGUUCUCACAGCUGAAGCAGUAUGAGAGUAAAACACACAGGACUGUCCUUCCAGUAUUGCCGCCAGUUUACCGGUCACUUCCUGUUUGGUCCAUAAAUCUCUCAGAGAGAAAAGUCUCCGACCUCCUAGAAGUGCUGAAACUCCAAACACAUAAGAAACGAGUGGAGCUGAGAGACUGUUCAGAUGAAGAGAGUGAAGUGAGGAGUUUACUUCAGUGUCUGCCCUACAUCUCAGACCUCAGCUUUAAACGGUCUCAAUUUACAGACGGAGAAAAAAAGAAGAGAUGUAGAAAAUUUCUACUGGAUUUGUGUCUGCAUGUAGCUCUACACCAACCACAAAACAUCCAGGAGACAGUGAAGAAGGUGAUGCCAGAUUAUUAUGAAGAACAGAGUGAUUUCCUGCUGGAUCUGUUCUCACAUGUGAAGCAGUAUGAGAGUAAAACACACAGGACUGUCCUUCCAGUAUUGCGGCCAGUUUACCGGUCACUUCCUGUUUGGUCCAUAAAUCUCUCAGAGACAAAAGUCUCCGACCUCCUAGAAGUGCUGAAACUCCAAACACAGAAGAUACCAGUGGAGCUGAGAAACUGUUCAGGUGAAGAGAGUGAAGUGAGGAGUUUACUUCAGUGUCUGCCCUACAUCUCACACCUCAGCUUUAAACAGUCUCAAUCUACAGACGGAGAGAAAAAGAACAAAUGGAGAGAAUUUCUACUGGAUUUGUGUCUGCAAACAGCUCUACACCAACCACAAAACAUCCAGGAGACAGUGAAGAAAGUGAUGCCAGAUAUUGAAGAAUAUGAGGAAGAUGAAGAUUAUUAUUAUGAAGAAGAGAGUGAUUUCCUGCUGGAUCUGUUCUCACAUGUGAAGCAGUAUGAGAGUAAAACACACAGGACUGUCCUUCCAGCAUUGCUGCCAGUUUACCGGUCACUUCCUGAUUGGUCCAUAAAUCUCUCAGAGAGAAAAGUCUCCGACCUCCUAGAAGUGCUGAAACUCCAAACACAGAAGAAACCAGUGGAGCUGAUAGACUGUUCAGGUGAAGAGAGUGAAGUGAGGAGUUUCCUUCAGUGUCUGCCCUACAUCUCACACCUCAGCUUUAAUAGAUUCCCAAGUGAUAAACAGAGACGUCAGUCAUGGACAAGUUGCAGGUAUGAUUCCCAGAAGCAGAAACACACAGAGUUCCUGAUGAAUCUCCUCCAUCACGCUACAGAAAGUGACAGACACACAGGGGGAAAAUCACUGGAGCUGUUAGCAUCAGUGUGUAAUCACACACAUUUUCCUUAUGGAGAAAAAUCUACAGUUAAUAACAGUGAUUUCCUGCUGGAUCUGUUCUCACAUGUGAAGCAGUAUGAGAGUAAAACACACAGGACUGUCCUUCCAGUAUUGCUGCCAGUUUACCGGUCACUUCCUGUUUGGUCCAUAAACCUCUCAGAGAGAAAAGUCUCCGACCUCCUAGAAGUGCUGAAACUCCAAACACAGAAGAUACCAGUGGAGCUGAGAAACUGUUCAGGUGAAGAGAGUGAAGUGAGGAGUUUACUUCAGUGUCUGCCCUACAUCUCACACCUCAGCUUUAAACAGUUUCAUUUUACUGACGGAGAGAAAAAGAAGAGAUGGAGAAAAUUUCUACUGGAUUUGUGUCUGCAAACAGCUCUACACCAACCACAAAACAUCCAGGAGACAGUGAAGAAAGUGAUGACAGAUUAUUAUUAUAAAGAACAGAGUGAUUUCCUGCUGGAUCUGUUCUCACAUGUGAAGCAGUAUGAGAGUAAAACACACAGGACUGUCCUUCCAGUAUUGCUGACAGUUUACCGGUCACUUCCUGUUUGGUCCAUAAAUCUCUCAGAGAGAAAAGUCUCCGACCUCCUAGAAGUGCUGAAACUCCAAACACAGAAGAUACCAGUGGAGCUGAGACACUGUUCAGGUGAAGAGAGUGUAGUGAGGAGUUUCCUUCAGUGUCUGCCCUACAUCUCACACCUCAGCUUUAAACAGUAUGAUUCCCAGACGCAGAAACACACAGAGUUCCUGAUGAAUCUCCUCCAUCACGCUACAGAAAGUGACAGACACACAGGGGGAAAAUCACUGGAGCUGUUAGCAUCAGUGUGUAAUCACACACAUUUUCCUUAUGGAGAAAACGAUACAGAUUAUAACAGUGAUUUCCUGCUGGAUCUGUUCUCACAGCUGAAGCAGUAUGAGAGUAAAACACACAGGACUGUCCUUCCAGCAUUGUGGCCAGUUUACCGGUCACUUCCUGUUUGGUCCAUAAAGCUCUCAGAGGGAAAAGUGUCCGUCCUCCUAGAAGUGCUGAAACUCCAAACACAGAAGAUACCAGUGGAGCUGAGAGACUGUUCAGAUGAAGAGAGUGAAGUGAGGAGUUUCCUUCAGUGUCUGCCCUACAUCUCACACCUCAGGUUUAAUGGGUCUCACUUUACAGAUGGAGAGAAAAAGAAGAGAUGGAGAAAAUUUCUACUGGAUUUGUAUCUGCAAACAGCUCUACACCAACCACAAAACAUCCAGGAGACACUGAAGAAAGUGAUGACAGGUUAUAAUUAUUAUUAUGAACAGAGUGAUUUCCUGCUGGAUCUGUUCUCACAUGUGAAGCAGUAUGAGAGUAAAACACACAGGACUGUCCUUCCUGCAUUGCUGCCAGUUUACCGGUCACUUCCUGUUUGGUCCAUAAAUCUCUCAGAGAGAAAAGUCUCCGUCCUCCUAGAAGUGCUGAAACUCCAAACACAGAAGAUACCAGUGGAGCUGAGAAACUGUUCAGAUAAAGAGAGUGUAGUGAGGAGUUUCCUUCAGUGUCUGCCCUACAUCUCACACCUCAGCUUUAAUGGUGAUUAUUCCCAGAAGCAGAAACACACAGAGUUCCUGAUGAAUCUCCUCCAUCACGCUACAGAAAGUGACAGACACACAGGGGGAAAAUCACUGGAGCUGUUAGCAUCAGUGUGUAAUCACACACAUUUUCCUUAUGGAGAAAACAAUACAGAUUAUAACAGUGAUUUCCUGCUGGAUCUGUUCUCACAUGUGAAGCAGUAUGAGAGUAAAACACACAGGACUGUCCUUCCAGCAUUGCUGCCAGUUUACCGGUCACUUCCUGUUUGGUCCAUAAAUCUCUCAGAGAGAAAAGUCUCCGUCCUCCUAGAAGUGCUGAAACUCCAAACACAGAAGAAACGAGUGGAGCUGAGAGACUGUUCAGAUGAAGAGAGUGAAGUGAGGAGUUUCCUUCAGUGUCUGCCCUACAUCUCACACUUCAGCUUUAAAGUUGAUGAUUACCAGAAGCAGAAACACACAGAGUUCCUGAUGAAUCUCCUCCAUCACGCUACAGAAAGUGACAGACACACAGGGGGAAAAUCACUGGAGCUGUUAGCAUCAGUGUGUAAUCACACACAUUUUCCUUAUGGAGGAAACGCUACAGUUAAUAACAGUGAUUUCCUGCUGGAUCUGUUCUCACAUGUGAAGCAGUAUGAGAGUAAAACACACAGGACUGUCCUUCCAGCAUUGCUGCCAGUUUACCGGUCACUUCCUGUUUGGUCCAUAAAUCUCUCAGAGACAAAAGUCUCCGACCUCCUAGAAGUGCUGAAACUCCAAACACAGAAGAUACCAGUGGAGCUGAGAGACUUUUCAGGUGAAGAGAGUGAAGUGAGGAGUUUACUUCAGUGUCUGCCCUACAUCUCAGACCUCAGCUUUAAACAGUUUUACCUUAGAGAUGAAGAGGAAAAGAAGAGAUGGAGAAACUUUCUACUGGAUUUGUGUCUGCAUGCAGCUCUACACCAACCACAAAACAUCCAGGAGACAGUGAAGAAAGUGAUGACAGAUUAUGAUUAUAAAGAACAGUGUGAGUUCCUGCUGGAUCUGUUCUCACAUGUGAAGCAGUAUGAGAGUAAAACACACAGGACUGUCCUUCCUGCAUUGCUGCCAGUUUACCGGUCACUUCCUGUUUGGUCCAUAAAUCUCUCAGAGAGAAAAGUGUCCGUCCUCCUAGAAGUGCUGAAACUCCAAACACAGAAGAAACGAGUGGAGCUGAGAAACUGUUCAGGUGAAGAGAGUGAAGUGAGGAGUUUCCUUCAGUGUCUGCCCUACAUCUCACACCUCAGCUUUAAUGUGUUUUAUUCAGGAUCUGCAUCCGUCCAGUUUAUGGUGAAUCUGAUCAUCGCAGCAGUCGACUGUCAAUCAGAUAAAGGAGAGAGUUUUACUGAGCUGCUGGUGUCAGUGUGCAGCUACAACACAUUCCCUUUUAGACAAGAGGUUUAUGGCUUCCAUGAAAAACGGAGUGAUUUCCUGCUGGAUCUGUUCUCACAUGUGAAGCAGUAUGAGAGUAAAACACACAGGACUGUCCUUCCAGUAUUGCCGCCAGUUUACCGGUCACUUCCUGUUUGGUCCAUAAAUCUCUCAGAGAGAAAAGUCUCCGUCCUCCUAGAAGUGCUGAAACUCCAAACACAGAAGAUACCAGUGGAGCUGAGAAACUGUUCAGGUGAAGAGAGUGAAGUGAGGAGUUUCCUUCAGUGUCUGCCCUACAUCUCACACCUCAGCUUUAAACAGUCUAAUUCAGGAUCUGCAUCUGUCCAGUUUAUGGUGAAUCUGAUCAUCGCAGCAGUCGACUGUCAAUCAGAUAAAGGAGAGAGUUUUACUGAGCUGCUGGUGUCAGUGUGCAGCUACAACACAUUCCCUUUUAGACAAGAGUUUCAUGGAUUCCAUGAAGAACAGAGUGAUUUCCUGCUGGGUCUGUUCUCACAUGUGAAGCAGUAUGAGAGUAAAACACACAGGACUGUCCUUCCUGCAUUGCUGCCAGUUUACCGGUCACUUCCUGUUUGGUCCAUAAAGCUCUCAGAGAGAAAAGUCUCCGACCUCCUAGAAGUGCUGAAACUCCAAACACAGAAGAAACCAGUGGAGCUGAGAGACUGUUCAGAUGUAGAGAGUGAAGUGAGGAGUUUCCUUCAGUGUCUGCCCUACAUCUCACACCUCAGCUUUAAUGAGUCUAAUUCAGGAUCUGCAUCCGUCCAGUUUAUGGUGAAUCUGAUCAUCGCAGCAGUCGACUGUCAAUCAGAUAAAGGAGAGAGUUUUACUGAGCUGCUGGUGUCAGUGUGCAGCUACAACACAUUCCCUUUUAGUGUAGAGUUUGAGAAAUUCCAUGAAAAACGGAGUGAUUUCCUGCUGGAUCUGUUCUCACAUGUGAAGCAGUAUGAGAGUAAAACACACAGGACUGUCCUUCCAGUAUUGCCGCCAGUUUACCGGUCACUUCCUGUUUGGUCCAUAAAUCUCUCAGAGAGAAAAGUCUCCGACCUCCUAGAAGUGCUGAAACUCCAAACACAGAAGAAACGAGUGGAGCUGAGAGACUGUUCAGGUGAAGAGAGUGAAGUGAGGAGUUUCCUUCAGUGUCUGCCCUACAUCUCACACCUCAGCUUUAAUGAGUCUAAUUCAGGAUCUGCAUCCGUCCAGUUUAUGGUGAAUCUGAUCAUCGCAGCAGUCGACUGUCAAUCAGAUAAAGGAGAGAGUUUUACUGAGCUGCUGGUGUCAGUGUGCAGCUACAACACAUUCCCUUUUAGACAAGAGCUUCAUGGAUUCCAUGAAAAACAGAGUGAUUUCCUGCUGGAUCUGUUCUCACAUGUGAAGCAGUAUGAGAGUAAAACACACAGGACUGUCCUUCCAGCAUUGCUGCCAGUUUACCGGUCACUUCCUGUUUGGUCCAUAAAGCUCUCAGAGAGAAAAGUCUCCGUCCUCCUAGAAGUGCUGAAACUCCAAACACAGAAGAAACGAGUGGAGCUGAGAGACUGUUCAGAUGUAGAGAGUGUAGUGAGGAGUUUCCUUCAGUGUCUGCCCUACAUCUCACACCUCAGCUUUAAUGGAUGUGAAGAAAAGUUAAUUCCACGUUUAAGUAAAGCAGUUGUUGCCCAUGCAGAAGAUACAGAGCUGGUGAGAGCUUUCUUUGCUGCUAUGGACUUCGUCCUCAUUAUAGAUUGGUUUUUAACUACUCGUGAGUGCAGGGCUGUGAGGAAAUUACUCAAUCUCUCAGACUCCAAACUCAAACUCACUCUAAAACCACAAGCCAUCUCUCUCAGAGGAGCCAGACUUCUCCUCAGACACAUCACACACCUACAGAAACUCUGCCUGAGUGAGCGUUUGGUAGUGAGGAUGGCCAGAGCAGUGAGAGCCGGUGGGUCAUUCAGGAGCAGUGAGAGCCGGUGGGUCAUUCAGGAGCUCUGUCUGGACUUUAUCAUCAUAAACCCAAAGAUCUUCAGAUAUCUGAGCAGUUUGUCGUCCCUCCUGAACCUCUGGACUGUUCACUGUGUGAACCUCACUGAGUACAGGAUGGAGGCUCACUCUCUCCUCAGCCUCAUGUGUCAUCCUGGCCUUUUCAAGAUCAGAUUAUCGAAAUCGACUCUCCAGCAGUUUACUGAUCUGCUGAAUGAAGCUCAGGAUGGAGAACUGACUCGCUUUUUCCUGGAGAAGGUGGGAGGAGACCUGACUUCCUGUUCUCUCAGCUGGGAGGAGCUUAUCUAUCUUCUCCAGCAGCGAGUUUGCUGCAUUAGUGUGAACAUCAGAAAGAACAAAAUCACUCAUAAACACACCAGAGAGAUUCUUCCUCUACUGUCUGAAAUUCAGUUUAAACGAUUGAACCCCAGUGUUCUGCUGUCAUUCAUCAGAGAGAUCUAUGAGACUGACUCUGCUCACUAUGUGUCCAGUCUUUUAAAGUCAACACACAGCUGUUUUAACCUGAACAAUACAGAUCUGAACUCAUACCACUGUACUGCCCUGUGCUUCACCCUCCAACACUGUACAUCUGUCUCUCUGAGCCUGAUGUGGACCUCCAUACCAGACGGGGAGCUGGUGAAGAUUCUACCCCUGUUCAACAGACUUUCUCAGCUCAGUGUUGACAGGUUUCUGUUGCUCAAGUUACUCCACUGCUGCAGUGUCUCUGAGCUCCAACAGGGGGCAGUAGCAGCUGUUUUCUCUGCUCUGCAGAACAGACUGGACUUCUGCUGUAGCACUGGUUUGGAUCUGAGCACAGAAACACAGGAUAAAACUCUGCAUCUGAGCACCGAGGACUGCAGAGACAUCAGCACUGCCAUCCAGAAAUCCCAGCAACGUACAGAGCUCAUUCUAGAGGACUGUGAGCUGGAGGACACUGGAGUGGACGUGUUCUUACUCAUUCUACAUACUGUGAGACUACGCUGUAGUAAAUCUUUGUUGCUCCGGUUCCUGGCUCUUCUCCGUGUGGUGAAUCAGUCAGACUGUGUGAUGAAUGUUAUGUCCCUCUCAAAGGCUCUGAAUGGAGACAUGGACCUCAGCGAGACCCCUCUGGAUCUUGGUGCCUGUAAAUCAUUAGCAUUGUUUCUGGAGUUUUCUGAAGGUCUGUCAGAACUGGACCUCAGUCACUGCAAGCUCACUGAUCAGGGCCUGGAGCUGCUGUUACCACAUCUGCAUAAAGUGGAGGUCCUGGAUCUGAGUCACGAUGACAUAGGCGACUGUUUAGCAGGAAGAAUCUACACAGUUGUUUCCACCAGCAGCAACAUACAAACAGUUCGACUCUUCGGCAACAGAAUUACUGAUCAAGAGCCUUUCCAAAAAGACAAGCGCUUUGAGAUCUGGUGAUGACUGUGGCAUGUUUUCAGUACAAGGCAUAAAGAACCAUGCAUAAACAAGUCAACAUGAGAGA
This is a messenger RNA of Tachysurus fulvidraco (yellow catfish), 11287 nucleotides long. RefSeq lists its product as uncharacterized. NCBI's taxonomy places the organism in Eukaryota, Metazoa, Chordata, Actinopteri, Siluriformes, Bagridae. The coding region runs from base 412 to 11223 and encodes 3603 amino acids. The transcript is spliced from 31 exons. Gene Ontology annotation, biological process: regulation of apoptotic process. The record is from RefSeq and is a predicted model, not a curated record.